GCGUUUUUUUUGUUUUGUUUUUUUGUUGAAGAAGAUUGUCAUUGUGGUUUCGAGCCUCAAGGGCGGUCGAGCUUCGCCGUGUCUGCGCUAACUGCAGAGAAGAAAAUCAAUGGCGACCGAACUGGAGGAAUUAGUGGGCUUUCUCUCCUCCCCCUCUCCUCAAGUUACACAGGCGGCUGUGGAUAUUGUUCGGGGAUUAACAGGCUCUGAGGAUGGCUUGCAAUCUCUUGCCAAAUACGCGAAGAUCGUUCUUCCAUCACUAUCUCGGCUCUUAAGUGCACCAAAGGAGGUGUCAGGACCUGCUGCGGAAGCUCUUGUAAAUCUUUCACAGAAUUCGGAUCUCGCAGCAAAGAUGGUUGAGAUGGGAAUGAUCAAAAUGGCCAUGGAAAACCUAUAUAAGCCAGACUCUGGCAAUGGGCGAUUACUGGUUAUGCUUCUAGUCAAUCUCACGCAGUUGGAUGCUGGUAUUGCUUCAUUACUACAGACUGAAGACGAGAAGAUGCACGGACUGUACGUUAUGAAGCUUGUGAGAUCAUUUUGUAGGACCUCCAGCGAAAGUAGUGAUGAUCCAUUUGAACACGUCGGUUCAAUACUUGUAAACAUCUCAAAGCUGGAAGCAGGAAGGAAACUUUUACUGGACCCUAAACGAGGGCUUCUGAAGCAGAUUAUUAGACAGUUUGAUUCAAGUAGUCCACUGAGAAAGAAGGGGGUUUCUGGAACAAUUCGGAAUUGUUGUUUUGAAGCUGAGAGUCAGCUACAGAAUUUGCUUUUGAUAUCAGAGUUUCUUUGGCCAGCUUUACUUCUACCAGUUGCCGGUAACAAGAUUUAUAAUAAACAGGACACAUCAAAAAUGCCACUUGAGCUUGGGAGUGCACUCUCGAUUGAGCGUGAACCUGUUACUGAUCCUGAGAUACGAGUACAAGCACUGGAGGCUGUUUACUUGAUCUCAUUACAGGAGGCAGGUCGAAGAGCUUUGUGGUCUGUCAAUGGACCAAGAAUACUUCAAGUGGGGUAUGAGACUGAGGAAGAUGCAAAAGUAAUGGAAGCAUAUGAACGGGUUGGCUCCUUGCUGAUUCACAACAGUGACACAGAGGAACCAUCCACAGAGAAUUCAAGUUAGCAGUUCUGUAUGUAUUCAUUGAAUCCCACAUGAAUUUAAUGCUGGUUUUGAAAAGGUCAAUGCAAGUCCCAUACCUUUUGAUCAUUUAUGGAUGUAGUUUUUUAUGAUUCCUAGUUUACUUUCUCAGCAUAUAACAGUUGGGAAAGUUGUUCUCAACAUGUAAUUUAGGGUUUUAUUUGAUCGUAUCCCAUAAAAAGGUUGGGGCUAGAUGGGAGGAGUUUUCGCAUUCGUUGGUUGUAUCCUUCAAAAUCAAAGGAAGAGCU
Molecule: messenger RNA, 1383 nt
Organism: Juglans microcarpa x Juglans regia
Lineage: Eukaryota; Viridiplantae; Streptophyta; Magnoliopsida; Fagales; Juglandaceae
Product: protein HGH1 homolog
Exons: 9
Coding region: 110-1120 (336 amino acids)
Source: RefSeq, a predicted model, not a curated record